Molecule: messenger RNA, 2013 nt
Organism: Letharia lupina
Lineage: Eukaryota; Fungi; Ascomycota; Lecanoromycetes; Lecanorales; Parmeliaceae
Exons: 6
Coding region: 1-2013 (670 amino acids)
Biological process (GO): protein phosphorylation
Molecular function (GO): ATP binding; protein kinase activity
Source: RefSeq, a predicted model, not a curated record
AUGUCCACGAACAAGCGACAGAGUAUCUCUGACGAGGCCUCCAAGAGCAAUGGCGAACCUCACUCUGCGUCUCCACGGAAAAAAUUGCGAUUGUCUUCGUUCUUUGAAGUAGAUAGAGAUAGAAGACACGUAAAAGCUGAUGCGAUCCAAGACGAGGGAGCCAGACCAUCCGAGCGAAAUAAACGAUCCUCUUUUGGACACCUGCGGCCUGGAAAAGUGCCCACUCCACCCUCUCCGAACUCUUUUCCGUAUUCUGGUCCGCCAGAACUGUUCGACGUCACACCUGGCCUACUAGAUGCAAUGUUUCUAGCCGAUGAUGAAUCACCUUGCUGGAAUACCGACCAUGCUGCAUUCAUCAAGUCGGCUGCCGGUCUCGAGAAUGAAAAUUGGCUUGGCAAACGGCCACUGGGUUCAGGAAGUUUUGGAACAGCAGGUCUGUGGGAAUUGCGAGAUGACAAUAACGUUGUGAUAGAGCAAAUCGUCAUCAAAGAAAGCAAGACUAUACCUGUCGAAAAAUGGACCGGGGAAGUGCCCGAGGAGGUCAAAAUGAUGCGCAGGCUGAAUAAGACCGGCUGCCAGGCUGUGCCCAAACUGAUAGCGACCUAUUUUCCGGAGCCAUUCUUAUGGCACACUUUUAACAACCUUGUUAAAGUAGCUGCAGCGAUGGAGAAUGGACCGGAUGACACCAAUUGGGGCUAUCGAAUCGUGCACCGUGAUUUGAAGCCCGCAAAUAGCGUUGAGAACAAAGAUAGUGCAUUCUCAUCAUACCCAGUCGCCAAGACUGGAGAUUGGGGUCUUGCUAUCAAAGUCAAGCACGGUGACCAAGGAAACCCAAUUGGACUUCGAGGCGCUGGAACCCAAGGGUAUUACGCCCCAGAGCAAAGACUUUUCCACUCAGGAAUUGCACUUACGACCCAAAUGAACAGGCACCUAGACGGGACAGCUCCACUGCCAAAAAUUUCUGCGCACACCAACAUAUGGGGCAUUGGCGCAAUAAUGUUUGAACUACUGACACAUGAGGCCGUCGUGUAUUAUUUGACUGAUGACGAGUGGACUGUCAAUGAGGCUUUUGUCGACAUCCCGAACGUCCGAACCCCAAGAUACAGCGGCGCUCUAACAGAGCUGAUAAAGCUUUGCCUAAUGCCAGAGCCAUGGGAUCGUCCGAGCAUCGAAGAGCUUGAACUCAAGAUCGGGGCAAAGUGUCAGCGCAUAAUGAACGAGUAUACUGCCAAUCCAAGCCUACAGAAACAAGAUCGACUUUACUACGCAGGUAGCGAGAUCAACCAAAUGCCGCCUGGGGACUGGAAUUACUGGAAUCCUGUUGUGAAGGAUGUGCCGAAGCCAUCGGACCUCCCAGAUCCAAAAGAACCUAGAAACCCUUUCACUGAAACCAUCAAAUAUCCACCUUUUCCCACAUCGGAACUAGAUGGCCCCGAGGAGGAAGGAGGAGAGGUGCAGGAAACCCGUGUCAAAUCCAGUGACGACGACGACGACGACAAGGAUAACUGGAGAUAUGACGGCAAUGAUGAGGAUAUUUGGAGAGAUGACGAUGACGACGAUGAGGACACUCACCACGAAGCAUCCGAGGGCCCAAGAGUGGACGGCGUUGGAAAGCCCAUUGUUGUAUCGGACGGUACUUCAAGCGGUCGUAAUGGCAAUGACCUUAAAGAUCCGGUCGUUAUAUCUGACAGUGAUGAGGAGGAUGAAUUACACGAGAGGAGCGAGAGAAACGAGUUCAAUCGGGGUGAUGAAGUCGAUGAAGGAGAAGAAGACAACUGGGCAAAUGAGAAUAACGAGCGCAAUCCGGUCGUUAUAUCUGACAGCGAUGAAGAAGAUGAGUUAGACGAGAAGAGCGAGAGAAAUGAAGUCAAACAUGGUGAUGAGGGAGAAGAAGGCAGUUGGGCAAAUGAAAACAACGAGAGCAAUUGGGGCGAUGGGAGCGAGGACGAGAGUUCUUCCGAUGACACCGACGCAAGGCGCCGGAUGGCUAUAAAGAAACCUCCAGGCACUUAA